Messenger RNA from Filobasidium floriforme, 2090 nucleotides. RefSeq names its product putative MFS transporter. The coding region runs from base 170 to 1798 and encodes 542 amino acids. Gene Ontology annotation, biological process: transmembrane transport. The record is from RefSeq and is a predicted model, not a curated record. NCBI's taxonomy places the organism in Eukaryota, Fungi, Basidiomycota, Tremellomycetes, Filobasidiales, Filobasidiaceae. Gene Ontology annotation, molecular function: transmembrane transporter activity. The transcript has 13 exons.
CACGAAACUCCGUCAGACUUUCUCCCUGUUUGUCAGAGCGCUCAGAGCGGAUGGAAACCCAGUCGUAUCACCUAAUUGAACCGAUCACGAAUACUAGGAAGCGCAUACAACUCGCCAAUCCGAAAGCCAGAAAAGGCCAUCCGAAAAAGACAGGAAUCCGUUGUCGACCAUGCAGUCCGCUUCAAGUGCACCUCUGUCGUCCUCUGGCAGGACGCCCUUGCCUGUAGCUCAGCUGGCCGUCCUCAUGAUCGUCAGGUUGGCUGAACCGAUCUCGUACACCUCCCUCUUUCCCUACAUCAACCAGCAAGUCGGCGAACUUGGAAUUGCCGAAAACGAAGACCGUGUGGGAUACUACAGCGGAGUAGUCGAGGCCGUCUUUGCGGGCGUACAGGUUUUUACGGUAUAUAACUGGGCCACGCUGUCCGACAAGAUCGGCCGGAAACCCGUCAUCAUGCUUGGCUUGAUGGGCGUGGCCAUCUCGAGCGCAUUGUAUGGAUUCUCGACAAAGUACUGGCAGCUGAUCGUCACUCGGAGUCUUUCCGGAGCCUUGAAUGGUAAUGUGGCCGUCGUUCGGGCUGCCGUAUCAGAAAUUACCGACGAGUCGAAUGCUCCCGAUGCUUUCGCGCUCUACGGUCUCGUAUGGAUAUUGGGAUCCGUCUUCGGUAACGCCAUCGGAGGUUACCUGUCCCAUCCGGUAGAACGGUAUCCCCACCUGUUCGCAGUCGGCGGAAAGCUGGAAGAACAUCCCUAUCUCUUGCCUUGUCUCGUCACGACCGGUAUCACGUUGGCUGGAUUGCUAUUCACGGCGCUUUUCAUGAGAGAAACUCACGCAGGGUUAUUGUACCGUCAAAGCAAAUCCGACAAUCGACCUUCCGCGGCGACUUAUAAACCGGUAGAAUCGGAUGAGACCAAGUUGGACUCCAUGAACGGGGACGCUCAGGACGACGACGAUGACACACGAACCCUUGUCGGGGACCCCGACUCGCCGACCCUCAAAUCCCCCCGGUCGUUCUCGGAUAUAUUAGACGGUUUCGACAAGCCAGGUGAAGAGGUGGACGACUGGGAUCCAGACGAUCAGGUGCAUUGGGGAUUGAAGGAGCUAUUGAGCGUCAAAUCAAUCCAAAGGAUGCUGUUGUCCCUAUUCCUAUUAUCUUUUAUUGGGGGUGGAUGGGCAGCUUUGAUCUUGCUGUACGCUUACACGCCUACUCGCUCUGGCGGUCUUGGGAUGACUCCCAGUGCCAUCGGCACGGCCUUGAGCAUUCAAGGGUUAUGGUCUGUUGUCUGUCAGCUCACUUUCUUGAGCAAGAUGCAACGUAAAUAUGGCACGGUGCUCGCAUUCCAGCGGUUGAAUGCUGGCUGGGUCUUGGUUUUCCUGACAUUACCGUUGGUCCGGGUCGUCGCCGUCUUUUCGGAGGGUCAACAUGCCGGAGAGAACGGCGAAUCUCGAAGCUGGCUCAUGUGGAUCGCUUUGAUGGCUUGGUUGGCAUUGUCAACAUUUAUUGGCAUGAGCCAUUCCGUCAGCAUGGUUGUGGUUCAGUUGGCGUGUCCCGACAAAAGGGCGAUCGCGGGUUUGAAUGGGGUCAGCACGUGUGUCCAAUGUCUUUCCCGGGUCAUCGGCCCCUGGUUGGUCAGUUCGGUUUUUGCACUAUCAAUCGAUCAAAAGGUCUUGAAUGGGAACCUCUGGUGGAUCUUCAUGGCGGUGAUUUCGAUCAUCUCCGCAUUCGUGUCUUUGCUCCUCGAGGACAAAAGCCGAUCCGGUACAACCUUCGAGAUGGGAUCUCGAGUGUCAACCGCUUAGAUGCACGAUAGUUUGUAGAGCAAGCGUAUGACGCGACUGAACGAGGUCUGAAAAUACACUGUAGCGCAUUCCAGAAUCUAGUUGUAGCCUGACUUGUAUCUUUAGGUCCUAUAGCCUUCCAUACAUUAUACAUGCGGUGCAGGUUCGAUCGUCGGUCAUGGCCAACGUAACAAGGAUGAAACGAAGCGCUUCCCGGGCUAUCGGCCGGACGGACUCGGAAGCAAAUUCGAGUAAACACUCGCCGAAGGGACAUGUCUUCAAGCUUCUUCUAGCUUUCAACUUCUAGCUGCUC